Messenger RNA from Vanessa atalanta (red admiral), 808 nucleotides. Its product is annotated as trypsin CFT-1-like. Bases 1 to 765 code for a protein of 254 amino acids. NCBI's taxonomy places the organism in Eukaryota, Metazoa, Arthropoda, Insecta, Lepidoptera, Nymphalidae. The record is from RefSeq and is a predicted model, not a curated record. Gene Ontology annotation, biological process: proteolysis. Gene Ontology annotation, molecular function: serine-type endopeptidase activity. The transcript has 5 exons.
AUGUACAAAUGUGAACUGCUCUACAAAAAACCAAACCUGACGAGAAUUUCUGGAGGUACCGUUGCUGAUAUAAGGGCAUACCCAUUCGCGACAUCCCUUCUGAGUAGUCCGGGAGCAUUGCCCUUCACGCAAGCGUGCGGUGGCACAAUCAUAUCCACAUCAGCGAUACUAUCAGCAGCCUCCUGUUUCGUAACCAACAAUGUGGUCGAUUCAAUGCUUUGGUGGCGUGCUAGAGUUGGGUCGUCGUACUCCAACAGACAAGGUAUUGUCUACCUCAUCCGAAGAAUUACUGUCCAUCCUGACUUCUUGACCGCAACCAGAGUAAACGACAUUGCAGUGUUGAGAACCUCUGUGAACAUCGCAUUUGGGCAAAACGUUCAAGCUGCGUAUAUAGCUGGUGGUUCAUAUCUUUUGGCCAACAAUCAGCCAGUUUGGGCCAUCGGAUGGGGUGUCACCUCGGUAUCAUCACCGCUUUCUCCAGAAUUGCGCCAGGUCCAAAUCUGGGUGAACGACCAGCAAACAUGUGCUAGCCGCUACGCUGAGGAGAACUUCAGCGUCACUAGUAAUAUGCUUUGUGCUGGCUGGCUCGACGUUGGGGUUCGAGGACAAUGCCAGGGUGACACAGGUAGCCCUCUAUUGCACAACGGCGUGGUGGUAGGCGUUUACUCAUGGACAUCAGGUUGUGGUACUAGUCGUUAUCCAAACAUCAACACUAGAGUUUCAGCGUACUCGCGAUGGGUUGAAGCAACGGCAGUUGCCGCUUAAAUUACAAUUUAAUUAUCUACUCUUUUAUACAAUUAAAAUCCAC